UUUUCACAUUUAAGAAGCGGGAAAAGGGUCAACAGUGGAAAAGUUUAAAAAUGUUCAGUAAGCAGGGAGAAUGUCAAUCAUGUAAAUCAAAAACAAACAAUCUACCAAACCUAGAAUUAUGGAUACCGAUUGUUAACAUUUACUCAACUAAAACCAAAAACAAAACAUUUUUGCCAGCAGAAUUGUUAUCAGAAAUAAUUAACUUUAUUCCUUUCAAUGAAAAAUGGGCGGUCACUAGAAUUUCUAGAUUGUUUGAUUAUUUCGUUUUUAAACUCCAAAAAAUCUGGAUAAUUAAGUUAAGAAUUGAAAAAACGCAAUGCAUUGCUAUUUUUACACAAAUCAAAGAUGACUUGACUCGUUUGAAGGCUCCUGCAUGCGCUGGAAAUCUGGAAGCUGAACAUUUGCCAAAAUUUACCCAUAUUUUUGGAGAUAUUUAUAUGCGCCUUCAUCACUUUUCAAAUGAUCUUAGAGGACUGGAUCUUUUACUUGCAGAUGUUCAAGGUUGGCCAAAAGUUGAUGUUUACUCAGGAGCGAAAAAUUUGAGGAAUGAUUAUGUUACCAAGGUAGAAAUACUGGCUCCUCUCUUUGAAAAUAUUUUCAAUAUGCUCAACAAUUCUGCUUGGAAUUUUCUUGAUUAUUUUCUGUGGAAUUUUUUUGGGAAAGGUGUUCGUGGAUCUGUCAGUCGUCUCGUCACGACGUAUAAUAAUGUAAACAAGGAGGCCGCGCGAACCGCCCGUCAAUGA
Meloidogyne enterolobii is the source of this 743-nucleotide messenger RNA. Lineage: Eukaryota; Metazoa; Nematoda; Chromadorea; Rhabditida; Meloidogynidae. The record is from the annotation of a GenBank genome assembly.